CGCGUCUGAAAAUUAGUUCGAUUACAACGGUCGUGAGGUGUGCAUCAACAUGGAUUUUAGCAACAAAGUUGUUCUUGUGACUGGUGGUAGUUCCGGCAUUGGAGCUGCCAUAGCAAUUAAAUUUGCAGCUCAUGGCGCACAAGUUGCAAUUGUUGGAAGAAACAAGGUAAAACUUCAAAAUGUGUCUGAAGAAUGUUCACGCAAUGGCAGCAAACCCCUGGUGAUUGUAGCAGAUGUGAGCAAUGACGUAGAUGUCAAGAGGAUUGUGACCGAAACAAUCGCACAUUUUGGUACACUUCAUGUUUUAAUUAACAACGCAGGAAUAGGUGGAUCUGCGAGUAUUCUAUCAAGUGAUACUGUUCAGAUGUUCGAUCGAGUUAUGGCGACUAAUGUGCGUUCGGUUGUUCAUCUCACUCACCUUGCUGCACCUCACCUAAUUGAAACGAAAGGCAACAUAAUUAAUAUAUCUAGUAUAGCUUCUUUGAAAACGGUAUCUAAAGAAGGUUUUGCAUACUCCGCCUCGAAGGCAUGUUUGGAUCAUUUUUCAAGAUGCAUAGCUUUAGAAUUGGCUUCUAAGGGAGUUCGUGUCAAUACUGUCAACCCCGGGCCUGUUAAAAGUGAUAUAAUUGCAAAUAUGGGAGUACCUGAGGUGGCUCAAAAAUUUAUUUGGGAAAAGAUGCAGAAAGUAACGGCUCUUGAUCGUAUAUCCGAACCGGAGGAAGUCGCUGAUCUUGUGUUGUUCUUGGCAAGUGAUAAAGCCAGAAGUAUUACCGGCAGCACGUAUGUAACUGACAACGGCGCAUGUUUGAAUGGAAUUAUGGAAUAACUUUAAUGAUUAUACUAAAUGUAGAGAUUAGUACUGUGUUAACGGCGUAGUAGACUUGUAACACCCUUCAUUAUAGUAAACAUUAUAGAGAUGUACCUUACUGUAAAUUUGUAAUUUUAAACCACGAUGUGUAAAGAAGAAUAAAUGGUUUGAAUGUUAA
Molecule: messenger RNA, 986 nt
Organism: Manduca sexta (tobacco hornworm)
Lineage: Eukaryota; Metazoa; Arthropoda; Insecta; Lepidoptera; Sphingidae
Product: L-xylulose reductase
Exons: 1
Coding region: 50-826 (258 amino acids)
Source: RefSeq, a predicted model, not a curated record